Gopherus evgoodei (Goodes thornscrub tortoise) is the source of this 558-nucleotide messenger RNA. RefSeq names its product diamine acetyltransferase 2-like. The coding region runs from base 1 to 558 and encodes 185 amino acids. Lineage: Eukaryota; Metazoa; Chordata; Testudines; Testudinidae. The record is from RefSeq and is a predicted model, not a curated record. Gene Ontology annotation, molecular function: N-acetyltransferase activity. The transcript is spliced from 6 exons.
AUGAGCUACGUCGUCCGACCCUGGGCUCUGAGGGACCUCAAGGAUGUCAUGCGGCUGAUUCGGGAAGGGGCAACAUUUCACAAGGCUUUGGAUCAGGUCAAAACUACCCCCGAAGCGCUGAGGGAAGACGGCUUCGGGACGGACCCCAAGUUUGGCUGCCUGGUAGCCGAAGUUCCCCCUGACCAGAGGAGCAAAGAUGAUGUGCCCUUCUCUCUGCCUUUGACACUGGUUUCUCCAGGGCACACCAUCGUCGGGUACCAGUUCCAUUACUUCAGAUACUGCACCUGGACAGGGCGGAUCAUUUUUGGGGAGGAUCUGUACGUCAUGCCGGAGUUUAGAGGCAAAGGAAUUGGCACCAGUUUACUGAGCCAAGUGGCCAAGCUCAUGCUUGCCCACGGCUGCAAACAGUUCAGAUUCAUGUCGGCCAACUGGAACCAUCCGGCCACGGCGCUGUACGAGAAAUUGGGGGCUGUGGAUGUGACGGCGAGGGACAACUGGGUCAUCUGGCACAUCGAGGGGCAGGCCGUGCAGGAGAUGGCACAGCAGGCGACACAAUAA